This is a messenger RNA of Lachancea sp. 'fantastica', 2916 nucleotides long. The record is from the annotation of a GenBank genome assembly. NCBI's taxonomy places the organism in Eukaryota, Fungi, Ascomycota, Saccharomycetes, Saccharomycetales, Saccharomycetaceae.
AUGAGUUCUACCCUUCAUCAAUCGGCUUACACUUUGGUGUAUGACCCGAGCCCGAGUUUGGUCGGAUACACAAGGGAGGAGCUGCAAAGAUCGCUGGAAAAGGGAUCUGAUGAAGAAAAGAUCAAUACGAUGAAGAGGAUACUGGUUAUGAUGCUGGACGGCAAUCCAAUGCGCGAGAUUUUGAUGCACGUCAUCAGAUUUGUAAUGCCAUCCAAAAACAAGCAAUUGAAGAAGCUGCUGUAUUUUUACUGGGAGAUUGUGCCCAAACUUGAUUCCGAAGGUAAAUUGAAACAGGAGAUGAUUUUGGUGUGCAAUGCAAUCCAACACGAUUUGCAGCAUCCAAAUGAAUACAUUCGCGGUAACACGUUGCGUUUCUUGACGAAAUUGCGCGAGGCUGACUUAUUAGAACAAAUGGUGCCUGCUGUUAGACAGUGUCUGGAGUACCGCCACGCUUAUAUUCGCAAAUACGCGAUUUUAGCAGUAUACUCAAUCUUCAAAGUCAGUGAACAUUUGAUUCCGGAUGCCCCACAGAUUAUUGACUCGUUUUUAGUCGCGGAAACCGAUCCAAUCUGCAAGAGGAAUGCAUUCUUGGGGUUGGCGGAGCUAGACCGGGAAUCUGCUCUCAACUAUUUGCAAGAAAACAUUGCGUCUAUUGAAAGCCUCGACUCUCUUUUGCAGGGUGCCUUCAUAGACUUUAUUCGCAAAGACGCGAUCCAAAUUCCAACUUUGAAGCCUCAAUAUGUUGACUUACUCCAAGAUCUUCUCGCAGCUACAACCUCUCCGGAAGUUGUUUUUGAGGCAGCAUUGGCCCUCACCGUGCUAUCCAGUGAUCCCAAGGUCUUGUGCGAAGUAGCGUCUAAAUUGAUCGACGUUGCCGUCAAGGAAUCUGACAACAACGUGAAGCUUAUUGUGCUGGAAAGAAUUCAGGACAUUCAUCAAAGAGCCCCCGGUCAUCUAGAAGAACUUACAUUAGACAUUUUGCGGGUUUUGUCCGCACAAGAUCUGGAUGUAAGAGCCAAAGCACUAGAUAUUGCUCUAGAGCUAGUGUCUUCUAGGAACGUGGAUGAUGUAAUAAAGCUAUUGAAGAAAGAGCUUCAGACAACAAUUACCAAUGCGCACAAUGAUGAAAAAUCUACUGACUAUAGACAGAUACUGAUCGAAAACAUGCACAAGGUGGCCAUUCGAUUCGCUGAGGUAUCGGCAGAUGUCGUAUCGCUCUUUUUGGAGUCCAUAGGCAACCUAAGCUCCAACGCUGCUAGCGGUGUAAUUUCUUUCAUCAAGGAAGUUAUCGAAAAAUACCCUCAGCUCAGAAAAGAAAUUCUUCAACAUUUGAUUGGCGCUCUUUCGUACGUGCAUUCCGCUAAAGCCUAUCGUGGCGCUUUAUGGAUUCUGGGUGAGUAUUCUUUGGAUGCUGCUGAUGUCCAAAGCUCCUGGAAGCACAUUAGGAGCAGUGUAGGAACCUUACCAAUUAUUCAGUCAGAGGCUAGCGAGACAGAGGAUGAGUCUGCCAAACAGAAUGUUGCUCCGGAAGUCGGGCCCUCGUCGGGCCCUGUUGUCUUGCCCGAUGGUACCUACGCUACUGAAUCUGCUUUUGCUUCCGCUCCUACGAAUACUGCAACCAAUGAGGAGAAGGAGUCCAAGCCACCACUUCGCCGCUUCACUCUGAGUGGUGACUUCUACACUGCUUCUGUUCUGGCUACUACAAUCCUUAAAUGCGUUUUGAGAUUCGAAAAGUCGUCGAAAGACGCUACUGUUCUCAACGCAUUGAAAGCUGAGGCAAUGCUCAUUCUUGUUAGCAUCCUAAGGGCUGGCCAAAGUAACCUGGUGGAAAAGAAGAUUGAUGAGGACUCUGCAGAGAGAAUACUUGUCGCGCUGUCUAUUCUAAUGGACCAAACGAGCUACGAAGACGCCGAGAGCAAGAAAUUAUUGGAGUUAGCUUAUUUGGAGGCCACGAAAAAUUCUUUUGAGCUGAAAGUUGCAAGUGAAGAACGCGAGUUUGCGAAGAAACAUGCUUCUGUUUUGGCUCGCACAGCCGAUCCAAUAGACAAAGCAGUUUCUUUCCGCCAAUUUGCCGCAAAUGAUAUUCACAGUACGCCCAUCGACACGAUCAACGAAGACCUAGAAAAGGCCAUAAGCGGCGAUGCUUUGCAUUUGAAUGCCUCUAAUUCUGUUAUUUCGAAGUUGCGGAAAGUAGUUCCUCUCACUGGUUUCUCGGACCCCGUUUACGCGGAAGCCUACAUCACUAACCAUCAGUUUGAUGUCGUAAUCGAUGUUUUAUUGGUUAAUCAGACCAAGGAAACUCUGAAAAACCUCCACGUCCAGUUCGCCACUCUGGGAGAUCUCAAAAUCAUCGAUAAUCCUCCUAGCACAAAUGUGGUAGCUCACGGGUUUCAUAGACUUACUAUCACCGUGAAGGUCUCAUCUGCGGACACCGGUGUUAUUUUUGGGAACAUUGUCUACGAUGGUGGGCACGGAGAGGAUGCUCGUUACGUGAUAAUGAAUGACAUACAUGUUGAUAUUAUGGACUAUAUCAAGCCGGCCAAAACAGAUGAUGCCACUUUCCGUAAAAUGUGGAAUGCCUUUGAAUGGGAAAAUAAAAUCACCGUCAAAUCCAAGCUCCCAACGCUGCAUGCAUACUUAGAGGAACUUGUUAAAGGCACUCGUAUGGGCGUUCUCACAUCGGAAGAAGCUUUGGGCGAAAAAGACUGCAGAUUUUUGAGUUGUAACCUUUACUCGAAGUCCACAUUUGGGGAGGACGCGCUAGCCAACUUGUGUAUCGAGAAGGAUCCUAUAUCGGAAGAAGUUGUAGGUCACGUCCGUAUUCGGUCGAAGGGUCAAGGGCUGGCUCUCUCUAUGGGUGACAGAGUUGCCUUGAUAGCAAGGCAGAUGAACAAAGUCAAAUUGGACCGCGUUUAG